Molecule: messenger RNA, 3417 nt
Organism: Lymnaea stagnalis (great pond snail)
Lineage: Eukaryota; Metazoa; Mollusca; Gastropoda; Lymnaeidae
Source: the annotation of a GenBank genome assembly
UCGCCAAGAAAGACACGGAACGAUGACGCAAGAUGGCAAAUUAAAAAUAUUAAUUGCAGGUAAAUAUAAGUGAAUAUUUUCAUUACAUUAUAUUUAAAACUAUUGUCCACUGAUAUUAUUUAGAUCAAUCGUCAACUGGUGCACGGUUUUAUCUGCACUAAUUUUGUUAAAAUUAUUAUUGGUAUUUUAACAAAUGUGUUCUUGUUCUGUGUUGGCGUCGCCUUUCACACCCUUUAAAUGCCUGUAUCUUUUGGACGCAUAUGCAUACGUACAAGGGAGCAGUUAAUUUACUAAUCUCUUCCCCCCCCCCUUUCCCUCACGGGGUUUGAUGAUUUGUGAUCCCGUCACUCUUAUCAGUGGAGUCACUAAGCCCCCACAUACGCUGAAUGUGGCAGUAUGAAAUCAUUACACUAUAAUGUGAAGUGUUUGAUGAUGCUGGGCACUUCAUAAGACCCGUAAAGGAUCAAUGUAUCAGCCACCAAGGCGUUAUUGGGGACAAAGUUGAAUAUGGGACCGUUGGUAAAAGCUAUCAUUGUUAAGGAAUGAAAGGACAUUGGAACUACGCCCAGUUUUCGGAUUAUCCGUCUAAUGAUCUGACGCAGAAACAGCAACAACUCUAUACUUUUAUAUUGACUGACAAUACGGAAUAUAUGAGGCCGUCCGAAGGGCUUCGAUAGUGACAUAAGGGGGAUUUUAUGGCUCUAUGUCAUUUGGGUGCGCGAGAGAUCAUGACCACUUUACCCAACUGGCAAAAGGAAUCUUCGUGUGAAACGACCCUCUGUUGGUCUUCUUCAAGAUGCCAUUAAGGGUUCAUGUCUGAUGGACCAUCAACAUUGACUUCCUGGCUCAGCUGAGUUUAGCGCUCUUAAAAGUACGAGAUAAACUAUGGUUCAACUUGCACAAGGCCUACUCAAAAUGUUUUGAAAAUAGUAGGAAUACUUAUCCCAAUAGACUCAUUACGUCAUGAGCUAUUAGAUAUUUGUAAAUUUUUGCUAGAUUUUCCUUUUUUUUUUCUUGUGUGGGUUUUUUUGGUAUGUUUUUUUUUUGUAAAUGAAAAUUAUAAUUAGCUUAUCGGCAUUAGCAUUUGUAUUAAUUUUUUUUUUUAUUUAAAACUAAAAAAUAUUGGCUAUAGCCGCUGAAAAAUAGAAUUUAAAAAAAUUGUAAUACCAAAUUUUGGAAGACAUCGUAAGAUUUACGAGGCAGACAAAUAGAAAGAGGUCGACAAAACAAACACAGAUAAACAUUUGAACAACUUUCAGGUAAUAUCGACUCAGCCUCAGAAGCAGGGUGCAGUUCGGGAGCAGCGUGAGAGCAGAUACUCUUCACGACUUUUACAAUAUGGCUCAAUGUGAAACAUCCAUAUCAAUUGACAAACGAUUAAAGACAAGAUCAUAUUAAACAGUCUGUUGAAGACGUGGAACAAAAGUUGCAGCUUCGUGGUCUGUAAAUGAAGUUUUAGCCAGCUUGUUGCUGCUGGUGGGCUACGGGCCAUGUUGUAACCCAGAUGGUACUUACUCAAAAUCAAUUUUGAAGAAAAAAAUGUAGAAAUAACGUAAAAUUGGAUAAAAUCAAAAGAAAACAAAAAAUUCUGAGUUUUUUCCCCAGAUGUUGGCUUUUGUAUUCAACAUCAAUUAGGCUCUUAUUUUGUUUUAUGUAAUAUUUUUACUCUUGGGCUCUCAAAAACAUGGUAGUAGGGGGAAGAGACUGCAAUCAGGCUAGGUUAAAGGAAAUGGGUGAAAUAAAGUAUGGGGACACCUGAAAAAUGGACGCAACAAAACAACAAACGUGUCGGCAAAAAGCCUGCUUCGGAGAAUAAACAACAGUAAAAGUAAUUUUAAAUAAAAAGUAAACAUAUACACUUUGCUGCAAUGUAGUAUCCUGUGGGAUCUUUUUGAAAAUACGUUCGUUGUUUUGUUGCGUUCUCCUUUUUUUCAGGUUUGCACAUUAAUUUAUUUCGCCUAUUUUAUCUUGCAAACAGUAGUUUUGAUUCAGGGUCUCAGAAAAAAUUGAAUUUCAGAACACGAGCGAUAAGAUGAACACAGAUUGGUACUGACCCCUUAUGUAAUACGUUUAUUGAAAGGACAGACAGUUCAUUCGUAUUAUCUUUAAAAACAGUUCUAACAAACAAUUCAAAUACAACAUCAUUGUCUUCUCAAUGUUCUGGUUUGUUUCCAUGUGUUUUUAGUACAUAUCCUUGUAUAAUUUUACAGUGUCUAGAGAGUUUAUUCAGUGGUGGAUUCCUGCAUAAAUGCGUGGGAAUACCAUUACAGUACCUUUAUUCCUAUUAAUAAAUACAUAUUCAUCUUUGGAGUAAGUGGGGAAUCUUGUGUGGGUUUCUUCUAUUUUUUAACCAGUACUCGACCCCUGGACCCUCAACUAUGGGUGUACUUUAGAUUUUAGUCCUUGUCUUUAUUGCAUCAGGCGUCUAAAAUUUAAAUUUGAAAAUAUUUUUCUUAUAACUUUCUUUAUAAUUUGUCUUAGCUCCAUCGUUUCAGGAAACAUUUUUUUUACAAAAAUACUUAUCUCAUAUAUGUUGUCUUUAAUGCUCAGAUCUAAGUGAAAAUAGUAUCAAUGACAGAACGUCUCAAUCUAUCCCUUUCACUGAUCUGGGAUGCCUUGAUGUGCCCGAGGGAUAUGAACCAGAUGAUAUCAAAAACAUUGUUCAAGCGCUUGGUAAAUUGAUUGUAAAGAUUGUAGUGACAGAAACAAGUCCCAGGAGACCGGACGUCUAUCCAGGGACAACUGUACAAUACCCCAAAGGAUCGAUCACGGGAACAGGGCGGAUUGAUUUUGUUAAAUUCAAAGGUGCAAGCCCAGGAACAAGAAUGGCUGAAGAUGACAACGACAGGAUCAAGAUAGUCACAAGCACCAGUGCAGUAUUUGAUCAGAGUGAAGCUCAACACACAACCUGCAUAUUGAAUUAUGACACGGAGACCUCUGAUGUAAUUGUACUGAGUUGUCAGGAAGUUGUCGCGGAUGUUGAGAGUGGCAGGUGUGAGAUCUUCUGUGCAAUUGACGAUCCUGAUGUAGCUCAACAACUAGUUCGUGAAAUUUACGCCUUUACACGUUUGCACGAUUCCACAAGAAUUAAAUACAACACUCGAACACAACAAAACCUCGUGCUGACUGUGUCUCAUCCCGACGGCCUGCCUAAACAUGUGUCUAUUGGGAGUCAGUAUAAGCAACAGACACAGUACACAACCAGUGGCAUAACCAACUCUAUAUACGUCUAUCGGCUCAAUCUUGGUAAUGGUUGCUGUGGGGCGCCAAUAUACAGACCGGAGAAGUUCACUGCAAUGUCUCUUCAUCCCCAUAGCUAUAUGGAUGGUAGUGUAGGAGUUAGUGCAGUGGAAUAUGAAAAAAUCUGAUUCAACAAAAUAUCUAUAACAUGGACUGUAGUAUCGGAGUUAGUGCAGU